UCUGUUUUUAUACUAUUUUUAAUUUAACUGUAAAUAUACUUACUGUAAAUUCAUUUUUUCUAUAUUUAUCAUGUAUUGCACUCUAUUGCUGCUGCUGGGUUUAAUAAAUUUCCUGACAUUCGCUUCUGAUUCUGAACUCCAACACCCCAAACCAUAGCAACCCCUCCCCCCUUAAGAACUCAUCCGUCCCUGUCGUAAGAACUCGUGUCUUUUGUGAGAAGCGUUUCAAAACGGCCUUUGGCGGCGGCGUCCGUGAAUCAGUGCUGCAGUUCGUGGCGUUCAGCUUCCUGCUUCUGACAGCUGCCAGCGCAGCUGCACUGGCUCCGGGUUGGGAAUUGUGAAAUCCCGGCUGACAAGAGAGUCUACUGCGGGCCUGCAGGGGUUACCCUCGCUGCUCUCCCGGUGACCAGAUGGCAGCUUCCCCCCAGCCAGGCCUCAGAGAGAAACACAAUACCAGGAUCGAUCGUUGCGAAUUGCCCGGCCGUGGCCGUGAUGUCUGCGGAGCACAACCUGGUGGCCCGUGUGAAACUGGAGAGCUGUGGGCUUACCCUGACGUGCACUUAGCUUGUCAUGUAGCCCGUCCCGUGCCCUGUGUGCUGAGGGGGGGGAGGUAGCCGGCUUUCCCCGUCUCCCUUCUCAGAGUACGCCCGCUGUCCAGCAACAGUUGCAAUCCUACGUGGUGUGGGUCAACUCGCAGCUGAAGAAGAAGCCGGGGCUGAACCCCGUCCAGGACUUGCGGCAGGAUCUGAGGGACGGAGUGGUGCUCGCUCACCUGGUGGAGAUAGUGGCCGGAGAACAGCUCCGCGAUGUUUGCUUCAACCCCAGCAGCUACAAGGAAAUGAAAGAGAAUGUGGACAAGGUGCUGCAGUUCGUAGCAUCCAAGAAGAUUCGCAUGCACCAGACCUCCGCCCGGGACAUCGUUGAAGGCAACUUGAAAUGUGUGAUGAGACUGAUCUUGGCCCUGGCCGCGCACUUCAAGCCGUCUGGUGUUAGGUCGUCCGCCCCCCGGGGUGACAGGCCUGCCGCAUCGGUGGAUAACCACAGGCCCCUGUCCGCCGCGGCCAUGGUGCAGAACGCGGCCGCGGCUCUGGCCGAGGCUCGCCAGGAUGUCUCGCGCUCGGGACGGGAGGUGUUCCGAUACAGACACGAGGUACCGAGCAUUGAAGAGGAAAUCGUGAGCCCGUCCUGGAGUGUUCGAGCGAUGGUAAAGCAGUACGAGGGACAACAGGUGCCUUUAUCUCCGCCUCUUUCACCAAGCGUCGGCUCCGCGAGUCCGACAAACAGCGCCAAGCCGGAAUCCAUCAGCAGCCAGCUGGACGAAGGGUUGGAUUUGUCAUCCCAGAAGGAGGAAUGGGAAUUCAGGCCCGUAGAAGACGCCAUCGAGUCCCCGUGGACGUCUACAAGCUGUGGGAAGCCUUUCCUGAAUGACGGUCAGUCCCUCUGGGAGGACCAGUUACUGGACCAGCAGGACCAGCUGGGGAAGGAGAUGGAGGAAGCCAGGAAGAUGAUUUCCAUCCUACAGGGGCUGCUGCUGAACGGCUCGCUCCCCGAGGACGAGCAGGAAGGGUCGUUCCCACUCAGCGAGCAGGGGGCCUGCACCGAGGAGCAGCUGGUCAUCAUAAAGAGCCGGCUGGAUCUCAGCAUGGACGAGUGCCAGGAGCUGAAGAAAGAAGUUUCAAAAUACAAACAGCAGAGCAGGAAUCUGCAGGGAGUAAAGGACGCCCUGCAGCAUCGGGUCGCCCAGCAGGAGAACUCCAUCCUGCAGCUGAAGCAGGAGCUACUGAGGGCCAGCAUGGCCAAAGACGAGCUGCUGAGCGAAAACCUCGACCUUCAGAGGAAGACUGAAGAAAGGAACAAGGUCAUCGGGGAAUUCAAGAGGGAACUGGGUCAGAAGGAUCGACUCUUUCAGCAGCAGAAGGCAAAACUGGACGAUACCCUGCGCAAGCUAACAGAAGUCACUCAUGUCAAGGAUGGCUUGCAGAGGGAGCUGGACCACAAGGAGGUCAUUCUUCACCAGCUGAUGAGCAGAGAGGGCGAGGAGACAGACGGAAUGCAGGUGGUGUGGGAUUCGCUGCGGAGUCUACGGAACAGCUUUGCCAGCCACGACCCGCAACACCACACGAUCGACACGCUGGAACAGGGAAUCUCCAGUCUAUUGGACCGAAUGCACGUGGCCCAGGCACAGGGCCGAGUCAGCAACCAGAGUCCUGUGAAAAAUCCCGGACGAGGAUCAGGCACGGAGAGGGAAUCCUGGUCACCGAGUUCCACAUCUCUGCGUUAUCACCCCACUCCCAGCCGGAGGAACUCCUCCCUCACGAAGGUGCUGUACUUCACCACCCGCAGCCUCGUCCCCAUCGUGAUGAGCAUUCCAAAGAGCCUUGGUGAGGUGACUCUCAAAGAUUUCAAAGCAGCAAUCGAUCGGGAAGGCAACUACAGAUACCACUUUAAGGCCCUAGACCCGGAAUUCGGCACUGUCAAAGAGGAGCUCUUCCACGACGACGACAUUGUUCCCGGUUGGGAGGGUAAAAUAGUUGCCUGGAUCGAAGAGGACAACGGUGACAAUAGGUAGAUGAAUUCUCUCCUCCGAUUUGGGAGACUGUAUUGCCCUCCGGAGGAGAAUAAGCGAAGAGCCAAAGGACACCACUCGUCUUCUCGUCCUCCCGUGCAGUCGGGCUGAAGCAUGCUGGCGAACCUGCCCCGGAGGGAAGAGACUAGGGUGGACGAUUUCCACAGCAGGUGCCUGACGUUCGGAGCCUGCCUACUGCAAACUGUUUUGGCUUCCGUUGGUGACUGCGCCCACGUACGAUUAUAACACCUCCUCGAAAGCAGCAGGUGCAAUGCAGAGCAGCCUCCGACAAGUAUUUUCUGUUACGCUUUCGGAGCUUGGCGGUCUCUGCGCCCGCGGUUACGUUUUGCCGAGCAGCUGGUUAGCGGCCGAGUUCUUCCAGUGGAAUGAUCGACAGGCACCGCACAAACCUUUUCCAGUUUCACGUUGUUGAACAUCCGGACGAUGUGACCAACCCGUGAAUCUCGUUUCUGGCGACCCCCUCCUCCCAACUCUGAGAAGCAACAGCUCGUAUUCUGCCUGAGAUGCCUCCAACCAGACGGCAUCAACAUCAAUAUCUCUAAUUUAUGGUAUUCUCUCCACCCAUCUCUCUUUUUCUGUUCCCCAUUCUGGCUCCCCUCCCACCUCUUCUCUUCUCACCUGCCCAUCACCUCCCCCUGGUGUCCCUCCUCCUUCCCUUUCUCCCAUGGUCCACUCUCCUCUCCUGUCAGAUUCCUUCCUCUCCAGCCCUUUACCUCUCCCCCCCAUCCCCUCCCCCUGGUGUCCCUCCUCCUUCCCUUUCUCCCACGGUCCACUCUCCUCUCCUAUCAGAUUCCUUCCUCUCCAGCCCUUUACCUUUCCCACCCAUCACCUCCCCCUGGUGUCCCUCCACCUUCCCUUUCUCCCACGGUCCACUCUCCUCUCCUGUCAGAUUCCUUCCUCUCCAGCCCUUUACCUCUCCCACCCAUCACCUCCACCUGGUGUCCUUCCUCCUUCCCUUUCUCCCACGGUCCACUCUCCUCUCCUAUCAGAUUCCUUCCUCUCCAGCCCUUUACCUCUCCCACCCAUCACCUCCCCCUGGUGUCCCUCCUCCUCCCUUUCUCCCACGGUCCACUCUCCUCUCCUGUCAGAUUCCUUCCUCUCCAGCCCUUUACCUUUCCCACCCAUCACCUCCCCCUGGUGUCCCUCCUCCUUCCCUCUCUCCCACAGUCCACUCUCCUCUCCUGUCAGAUUCCUUCCUCUCCAACCCUUUACCUUCCCCACCCGUCACCUCCCCCUGGUGUCCCUCCUCCUUCCCUUUCUCCCACGGUCCACUCUCCUCUCCUGUCAGAUUCCUUCCUCUCCAGCCCUUUACCUUCCCCAGCCAUCACCUCCCCCUGGUGUCCCUCCUCCUUCCCUUUCUCCCACGGUCCACUCUCCUCUCCUGUCAGAUUUCUUCACUCCAGCUUCUCUCCCCAACUUGUAACUCUGGCAACAUCCCCCAUCCUUUCCAGUCCUGAUGAAGGCUUCUCAGAUCAAAUCAUCGACUGUUUAUUCCUCUCCAUAGACGCUGCCUGACCUGCUGAGUUCCUCCAGCAUUGUGUGUGUGUGUGUGUGUGUUGCUUUGGAUUUCCAGCAUUUACAGAAUCUUUGUUCUCCCGGUGGUCACACCAGAGGGUUCUUGGUCGGAGGGCUGGAGUCCGAGCUCCGAGGUUUGAGGGAGCUGGUGUGGGGGGGGGGAGGGAGGCUUUAAACGAACAGCCCUCGCUUGACGUGCAUCUCGUUCCCCUGUCGAGCGUGCCGGCUGGAGAAUGUGACCUGAAGGGGGCGCCGUCAGCCGGAGGUCACCGUCGGGGAAGUGCAUGCGGGUGGAUGGCGCGGACCGGCCAGUGCACCACCUGCUGCCUGGAGGGGGAACUGCUGGCUUCCCGUUGAAACAAGCGGACCUGUACAGAAUUGAUCUGUACGGUGGACGGCGUCAGUUCAGGCCCGCGAGCUACCCUUCGACAGGGCAGCGUACUCAUCAGUACAAAACAUACCACCAAAAAAAAAUGAAUAUAGACUGUUUAUUCCCCUCCAUAGACGUUGCCUGACCUGCUGAGUUCCUCCAGCAUUUUGUGUGUGUGUGUGUGUGUCUGUGUGUGUGUGUGUGUGUGUUGCUCUGGAUUCCCAGUGGCUGCAGAAUCUCCCGUGAUUAAAUAAAGCAAAUAUUUAUUUAGCGA
Molecule: messenger RNA, 4746 nt
Organism: Hypanus sabinus (Atlantic stingray)
Lineage: Eukaryota; Metazoa; Chordata; Chondrichthyes; Myliobatiformes; Dasyatidae
Product: dixin-like
Exons: 19
Coding region: 839-2569 (576 amino acids)
Biological process (GO): canonical Wnt signaling pathway
Cellular component (GO): cytosol
Molecular function (GO): protein binding
Source: RefSeq, a predicted model, not a curated record